UACACGUGACAGUCAUGCAUCACGCACGUGUCCUCGUCAUCUUGACAAUGCUCAUCGGUUUGAAGGCAUUGGAAAGCUUAAUUGUGAGUGGCAUUUAACUAGCUGUUAUGACUCAAGUAAAGAGUGCUGUGUUGCCAUAUCACGCUAGCUAAAGCCAGGCAAUAAGAGCUUUCCUUUCCUCAUGCAAACAUUAGAAUACAUUCUUCAUUGUUCUGGACACUCCAUCAAGCUAAUGCUCUUGUUAUUGAACGGGUCAAAUCUUUGGGUCUGCUUGUUUCUUUCACUCCCUAUCUCCGAUUUAAUUCCCUGUGCCGCAAUUGCAAUGUACCUUCUCAGCAACAAAGAGGCCAAAGUUACCCAGAAUCCCAUCCCACCCGGUGGCCGGGUGGAUCAUUGCAGGAUGUAGGGAUUCUUAUUUGGUUUAUUAUCCGAAUAUUGGGGUAGACUAUGAGGCCUAUGCUUCUCAGGCUCCUUGUAUACCACCCGAUGCGGCCAGGUGAUUCUUGUAGGAG
Molecule: messenger RNA, 512 nt
Organism: Mollisia scopiformis
Lineage: Eukaryota; Fungi; Ascomycota; Leotiomycetes; Helotiales; Mollisiaceae
Exons: 1
Coding region: 233-406 (57 amino acids)
Source: RefSeq, a predicted model, not a curated record